AUGGCAAAGGCUCGUACUUCUCUGCGUCAUGCAGAGCACAUUGACGUGCACGAAGACGAAGACGAGGUCAAUGAAGAGCAGGUGGAGGAACAACUGGACGAAAGCAUGGAUCCGCUGGACGAGAGCGGACAGACGGUAGACAGCAGCGACGAAGAGAUCGAGGACUCUGUCCAAGAAGACAUGGCCCGGUUUGAGGAAUCUUUUGUCGGGAUCAGCAAACGUUAUCGACUGAUCAAUCGCAUUGGAGAAGGUACCUUUUCUACUGUGUACAAAGCCGAGGAUCUGGAGUACAACAAGUACAACAACAACUGGGACAUCGACGAGCGUGAAGACCGCAAAUGGGCAUCGCCAGGACACCAACAACGCCUCUCCAAGCGGCCUCACUAUGUGGCCAUCAAGAAGAUAUAUGUCACCAGCAGUCCGAUUCGCGUCUUUAACGAGCUGGAGCUACUCUACGACUUAAGAGGCUCAGAUUCGGUCUGCCCUCUCAUCACUGCCUUCCGACACCUCGAUCAGGUUGUUGCUGUACUGCCCUAUUUUCAACAUCGCGACUUCCGUGACUACUACCGCGACAUGAAGAUCUCAGACAUGCGACUCUACUUCCGUAGCUUGUUCACUGCUCUUGCAUCGGUACACGCCAAGGGUAUCAUUCAUCGAGACAUCAAGCCAACAAACUUCCUCUACAAUACCGCACAGUCCCGUGGAGUGCUGGUCGACUUCGGACUAGCAGAACGCGAGGGUACAGAUUGGCACAACUGUGCCUGUCACCUGUCGGAGGAAGAUCGUCGCCAGAGGAUUACGCACAGUGUCUAUGCACAGACUCAAUCGUCAGGACACAAUGCUUCAAGCUAUCCAAAGAACGACACACGGAACAGCCGUAGGGCCAACCGUGCAGGCACUCGUGGGUUUCGUGCUCCCGAAGUGCUGCUCAAGUGCACUCAACAAACAUGUUCAAUCGAUAUUUGGAGCGUUGGAGUCAUCCUGCUCACUAUGCUGUCCCGUCGCUUCCCAUUCUUCCACAGCGCGGAUGAUAUUGACGCUCUAUUGGAGAUCACCACCAUCUUCGGUCGCAAGAAGAUGAGGGAGACGGCCCUGUUGCAUGGCCAAGUCUUUGAGACCAAUGUUCCCAGCUAUAGUGAGGGUGGGCACACUUUGGAGAAGAUCAUCUUGUGGUGUACUGGUCGAACGGGCGACAAGACCCAGCCAAAGCGAGAAUUGGAAGAGGAAGAGAAGGAGGUUGUGCAGUUCUUAUACCGACUGCUUGAAUGUAACCCAGCGAAGCGCAUCACUGCGGAUGAGGCCCUUCGACAUCCUUUCCUGACUAAGAUGUAUGAGGAGAGUGAGGCCGAUGAGCAUAUAGCCAGUAACGUGGAGGCUUGA
Plenodomus lingam JN3 is the source of this 1380-nucleotide messenger RNA. RefSeq lists its product as uncharacterized. Gene Ontology annotation, biological process: mitotic DNA damage checkpoint signaling; protein phosphorylation. Gene Ontology annotation, molecular function: protein serine/threonine kinase activity; ATP binding. The record is from RefSeq and is a predicted model, not a curated record. Gene Ontology annotation, cellular component: nucleus. NCBI's taxonomy places the organism in Eukaryota, Fungi, Ascomycota, Dothideomycetes, Pleosporales, Leptosphaeriaceae.